AUGCGCUUUCUCCACCUCUUGCCCGUAUGGCUACUAGCACACAGCGUGAUAGCGGCUACUAGCCCGCAAUGCAAAUAUCCCUGCUGGCCCUCGGACGCAAGCUGGUCGGCAUUGAAUGUGACUGUCUCGGGUCGUUUGAUCAAGACAAUUCCUCCUGGCUCGGUCUGCUACAGAUCAGAGCCAAAUUACAGUCCAUCUGCUUGUGAAUAUCUGCUCAAGAAUUGGUCUAACUCGGAGUAUCACUCGUCCAAUCCGGUGACGGUGUCUGAUCCCUUAUGGUCUAAUAGUAGCUGCACUCCAAUCUAUCCCAAUGGAACCAGUGUCUCUGGGGAUCCGAAUGCGGGUGCUAAGGGAUGUUCUCUGGGAUAUCUGUCUCCCUAUGUUGUGAAUGCGACCACAGCGGAGCAUGUGACUGCUACUUUGCAGUUUGCAAAGAAGCACAAUGUGAGGCUCAACAUCAAGAAUACUGGACAUAACCCGGAGAAGAGAAUCUGGACGCACCACAUGAAACAGCUCAAAAUCCAUCAGUCUUUCAAGCCUUCAAACUGCAGCUCCGCUAAGAGUCACCUGGCAGCAACUGUUGGCGCUGGGAUUCAAGAUGGUGAGCUUCUUGACCAGCUAGCCAAGCGCAAUCUGACGGCUGUCACUGGAACCAACGCGGAUGUUGGUGUUGCUGGAUGGGCAACUGGGGGUGGUCACGGUGUGUUGACUGGAACGUACGGUAUGGGCGCUGAUAAUAUUAUCGAAGCCAGUAUCGUCACCCCCAACGGCGAUCUCAUCACAGCCAAUGAAUGCCAUAACAAGGACCUCUUCUGGGCCAUCCGGGGUGGAGGUGGCAGCACAUUUGGUGUUAUUCUGAGCCUUACAGUAAACGUGUACCUUAUGCCGUCGCUAUCCACCGCUACAGUUUCCAUAAGUGCACGUAGUGGAACAUCCGGGAAGACAUGGUGGAAGCUUAUUGCCAGUAUUCACAAGGAAAUGGUCAAUCUUCAAGAUGCAGGAGUGAUGGGCUAUUACACUGCUGGUUGUCUGCCUUACAGCUUCCAGUACACGAUGUUCCAGCUCAACACGACUAACACUAGCUCGAUCAGCCGCAUGAUCGGCCCACUUACGAAACACGUCCUAAGACACAACGAGAGCGUUGAGUCUUCAAUAUUAUCUUCAUGGUUGCCUGUUUGGUAUACUAUUGAGAAGAUUGCCCCGUCAGGCGGGGAUGCCGGUAUUAACCGUGGGGCCCGCGCAACCCGACUCCUUCCUCGCAAGGCAGUUGAAGAUACCGAUUCACUUGCAAAGACUCUUGAGAUUAUUGGAGAGAGAAACGAAGCCUUUGCGAAUGGAGUCUCUAACCCGUCUCUUUCGGGAACCAUGACCAUCAGUCACAAGCCAGUCGACAAUUCCAUGAACCCGGCUUGGAGGAAUUCUGCUGUUCACUUGAUUAGCAGUGUCCAAUGGAAUGAUCUGUUGCCUGUUUCUGCUGCCGAAAAGGCUAUUGCGGGCGUGACUAAUAGUUCUGGAUAUGCCAUGCGACAGCUUGCCCCAGAUUCUGGAGUGUACUACAAUGAGGCUAAUUCUUGGGAGCCCGACUGGCAGUGGGCAUUCUGGGGACCAAAUUAUCCCCGAAUCCUGUCAAUCAAGCAAAAAUAUGACCCGGAAAACCUCUUGUGGUGCCACCACUGUGUGGGGAGUGAGUCAUUUGUGCAGCAGAACAAUGGUUCUCUUUGUCGUGUAUUUUGA
Messenger RNA from Penicillium soppii, 1734 nucleotides. Its product is annotated as FAD-dependent oxidoreductase. Gene Ontology annotation, molecular function: FAD binding; oxidoreductase activity. NCBI's taxonomy places the organism in Eukaryota, Fungi, Ascomycota, Eurotiomycetes, Eurotiales, Aspergillaceae. The coding region runs from base 1 to 1734 and encodes 577 amino acids. The transcript is spliced from 6 exons. The record is from RefSeq and is a predicted model, not a curated record.